ACCACUGUAACGGUGGACUGGGGCUUGGUCGAAGUUUUCAGAUGCAUCUGUAGAUGAAUCAUAACAGCAUCAAGAUGUCGGGACGAUCAGGCCGCGCUGAGACUCGAAGUCGGGCUAAAGAUGACAUUAAAAAGGUCCUGGCAGCCAUCGAGAAGGUGCGCAAAUGGGAGAAGAAAUGGGUGACAGUUGGAGACACAUCUUUACGCAUAUUCAAAUGGGUGCCAGUAACAGAAACAAAGCAGAUAUAUCGCACCAAAUCCACAGGUGGAGAUAGAGGACUGAAAGAUGUGGUCCUGGAAAACACAAAUUCUUUACUGGAUUUCACCGAUGAAAACAGCAACCAGAGCUUUCUGUCAGACGUUUAUCAACCUAAAAUGGAUAACAGCAGCAGCACUUCAAGCUCGCAGCAGGUCAGCCCUCCACACACCUCCAGCCUCCGUACCGAAGACUCUCAGCCCCCGAUGCUGGGCCAGGAGAGUGUGGACGAACCAGUUCAUUCAGGACAGGAGGGGGCUGAUGAGCCUCCCACUCUCAUCAAGGAGGACCUUCUUUCAUCAGGAGCCGUCAGACGGAGCACCCCAGACACACAGGAGGAAUUGGCUGAAUCAGGAGCACCCCCUUUAAAGAAGAUUUGCACAGGAGAAAAUGCUGCUCUGAGAUAGCUCAUUUGUAAUAAUUUUGUCAAAAUGCACACGAUACCUGUCCUCAGUUGGAUUAGCUGAGCUUACAAAAUGAUUCCAAGAUUCUCUUGACAUAUUUACGCAAAUUUUACAUUACAGCAAAUGAGAAAAAAAUGUUUUUACAGCAAAAUCCUUGUUCACUUUUAAAAGGACUUUAAAGUA
Molecule: messenger RNA, 842 nt
Organism: Etheostoma cragini (Arkansas darter)
Lineage: Eukaryota; Metazoa; Chordata; Actinopteri; Perciformes; Percidae
Gene: bcl7bb
Product: BAF chromatin remodeling complex subunit BCL7B b
Exons: 6
Coding region: 54-662 (202 amino acids)
Source: RefSeq, a predicted model, not a curated record